Messenger RNA from Coccidioides posadasii C735 delta SOWgp, 990 nucleotides. RefSeq lists its product as uncharacterized. Gene Ontology annotation, cellular component: cytoplasm. Gene Ontology annotation, molecular function: zinc ion binding; alcohol dehydrogenase (NAD+) activity. The record is from RefSeq and is a predicted model, not a curated record. NCBI's taxonomy places the organism in Eukaryota, Fungi, Ascomycota, Eurotiomycetes, Onygenales, Onygenaceae.
AUGGCCCUUCCGCAAACUUUCAAACAAGCAGUCUUCAAAGGAGCAGGCAAGCCUCUAGUUAUCGAAGAGGUAUCCCUGGCUCUUCCUGGUCCCGGUGAAGUCUUGGUCAAGGUUGAGGCCUGCGGUGUCUGCUUCUCGGAUACUUAUGCGCAAAAGAAUAUGCUGGGAGGCGGAUUUCCAAUCGUCCCAGGCCAUGAAAUCAUUGGACGAGUUGCUGCUGUUGGAGAUGGAGUGUCUGGGUGGGGACUGGGUGAUCGAAUUGGGGGUGGGUGGCAUGGAGCGCAUGAUGGAACCUGCAAGUCGUGCAAGAAAGGCCUGUUCCAAAUGUGCUCCAACAAGCUGAUCAAUGGCGAAACUAGAAGCGGUGGAUAUGCCGAAUAUUGUACCCUCCGCGCUGAAGCUGCCGUUCGUGUGCCUGACCAUGUCGACGCAGCCAAGUAUGCCCCCAUUCUAUGCGCUGGAGUGACGGUCUUCAACUCAAUGCGUCAUAUGAAUGUUCCUCCCGGUGAAACUGUUGCCAUUCAGGGCUUGGGGGGCCUUGGCCACCUCGCAAUCCAGUGUGCGAACAGAUUUGGAUACCGUGUAGUCGCGAUAUCACGGGACAGCAAGAAGGAGAAGUUCGCCCGAGCGUUGGGUGCACAUGAGUACAUCGACACGAGCAAAGAAGAUGUUAGCAAAGCGUUGCGGAGGCUUGGGAAAGCCUCAAUGAUUGUCUUAACAGCGCCAAACGCAGAUGUUGUGAACCCACUAUUAAAUGGGCUGGAGGCACGAGGGAAGCUACUAAUGCUAAGCGGACCUGGUGAAGUACCCAUUAAUAGUAGUCUCAUGGUCGUUUCCGGUCUUUCCAUCCACGCCUGGCCUUCAGGGCAUGCUACUGAUUCAGAGGAAGCAAUUGCAUUCACAGAGUUACAAAACAUCAACUGCAUGGUCGAAACAUUCCCUCUAGCAAGGGCAAAUGAUGCAUUUGGUAAGAAUUCACAUAAGAACUAA